AGGAUUGAACAAAUUUUGAUGGCCCAAUGACAUGUUUAUGUUUGUGAGAACUCCACUUUUGAGCGGAGGUCAAAAAGUAAUUCUUACCAAAUAUAUGGCCUCAACAAAGCAUUCUGGAAAGGAAAUGUCAAUAUAGAAGUUGUUCAUUAUACUUGUUUUGACGAGGUAACACUCUUCUUCUUUAUGUGAAUGGCGGCACUUGAGUUUCACCCGAUCCAACACGAAUCAAUAUCUUUUACAUUGAUCCGAACCCGACCUGAUAAGACCGGACCCAACCCUAUCCGUUUCAGUCUCUGAUAUCCGACCUGACAACCCAACAUAUAUGAGAAUUUGACUAUUCCAGUAAACCUUUAGUUAUAACUCUGUUGAAUCUUAUAAGAAUCUUACAAGAAUUAAUAAGAAAUUGAUAAGAGUAAGCAAAACUCGUAACUUAUUCUUAUAAGAUUCUCAUGAGAAACAUGUUCAACUUUCCUACUAAAAUCCCAAUACAGUACUGAAAACAGGCCGGCACUAUGAGUGCGCACAGCACGCUAUGUUGCGCUGGUACGCACUAGCUCCACAUUUUUCCAGUCGCCGUUUUGUUGUCUAUGAUUGAUUCCACUAUGUUUUACUCGGGCUUUUCUUCGAGCACAUAGUACAAUCAAAUUUUAACGCGUUUGUCGAACAGACAAUGCUUUUGUCAUGUUAUAAUCUCUAUCUGGAAAGAAAAAAUCAGCAUGACCAGAGAGUCAGGAAGUAAAUUCAGAGGAUAUACACAGCAAAUUCAGCUCUUUGUUCCCUUAUUUAAAUAGGUCUCAUUUUUACUAGUCACAAUGUUACACUAUCGGACUUUUGAACAAGUUUCCUUUUGAGACAUCUCUUUCUCAUUAUUCCUUUCAAAUUUGGAAUUUCAACAAAUAGAUUCAUUAUUUCUUUAAUAUUUAGGAUGAACACAAAUUAUCAUUAGAGGAUCUGUAUAGAAAACUUGAAACAGAUCCAGAUACAGGUUUAAGUGAUUCAAAAGCCGCUGAAAUAUUAAUACGGGAUGGUCCAAAUGUAUUAUCAUCACCCAAAACAACUCCACGAUGGAUUACAUUUUGUACACAAAUGUUUGGUGGUUUUUCAUUAUUAUUAUGGAUAGGAGCUAUUCUAUGUUUUAGUGUACAUGGAAUAAUAAAACGUACAACAACAACACAUGAAGAAACGUCUCAUGACAAUGUAAGAUUAUUUUGAUUUGUUUAGUAGCUGACAAAAGACGAGAGUAUACCAUAGACCACAGAAGUGGUCAAUGUGUGCUAGUUGUCCGUAUACACGUUAACUCUUAAGAAGUUGAUUCGAUUGUGAUGAUCGUAAUUAUCGAUUAAACACUUCUUGAAUAUUAGGAAAAAACAAGAAUAUCUUUAAUGUUUUCCUAUAAGAAUUAGAGAUUCUGCUAGCCAUUUGAAUAAUCUGAUCAUGCUUUGUAUACGAAAAAAAUGAGAACAAAUAUAAAACUGGUCAGUGUAUCCGACCAGUUGUUUAAACGAUGACACUAGAAUUUCAACGAAUUGCCACAAUUAAGUUUGAUCAAGAGACUAUUAGGCUAUAGGAACAAACAUGAUUUUCCCUAAUGCAUUCAUGUAACACCUAAUAGCAUCUGUCUGCUUUGAAAUAUAUAGUUAAAAGCUCCUCAAAUCGACCAGUGAAGUCAGAAAAACAAGGUUUGCAACAGGUAUGGUAUGGCUACAUAACAAUGAAAGAAAGAAGGAUAGGAUAGUUAUCAGACUCUGUCUGGGCACGAACCUUACUUAAUGACAAAAAAAUUAAACCUUAAGAAGGACAAGAUGAAAUGAGCUACAAUAGCUUUCUAUGUCAGCAUUUAGUGUAGACUAUAUCCAAUAGCAAGUUUCUAGCACUUAUUUUUCUCAAGAUACAGCGAGGGGAGAUAGCUACUUUUGUGGAGAACCGUA
This is a messenger RNA of Didymodactylos carnosus, 1928 nucleotides long. The record is from the annotation of a GenBank genome assembly. NCBI's taxonomy places the organism in Eukaryota, Metazoa, Rotifera, Eurotatoria, Philodinida, Philodinidae.